Molecule: messenger RNA, 1945 nt
Organism: Aspergillus piperis CBS 112811
Lineage: Eukaryota; Fungi; Ascomycota; Eurotiomycetes; Eurotiales; Aspergillaceae
Product: translation termination factor eRF1
Exons: 5
Coding region: 1-1488 (495 amino acids)
Biological process (GO): cytoplasmic translational termination
Cellular component (GO): translation release factor complex; cytosol
Molecular function (GO): translation release factor activity, codon specific; sequence-specific mRNA binding
Source: RefSeq, a predicted model, not a curated record
AUGAGCGCGGCUCAGCCGAACGAAGCGGAGAAGAACAUCGAGAUAUGGAAGGUGAAGAAACUCAUCAAGCGGCUUGAGGCCGCUAGAGGAAACGGAACCUCCAUGAUCUCUCUUAUCAUUCCCCCCAAGGACCAGAUUUCUAGAGCAGCAAAGAUGUUGGCGGAAGAGUUUGGCACUGCGUCUAAUAUCAAGUCUCGUGUCAACCGUCUUUCCGUCCUUUCCGCUAUCACUUCGACACAGCAACGUCUCAAGCUCUACAAUAAGGUGCCUCCGAACGGUCUAGUGGUUUACUGCGGUGAAAUUAUCACCUCUGAAGGAAAGGAGCGCAAGAUCAACAUCGAUUUCGAGCCUUUCAAGCCAAUCAACACCUCGUUGUAUCUCUGUGACAACAAGUUCCACACUGAGGCUCUCAGUGAACUUCUUGAAUCUGAUCAGAAGUUUGGUUUCAUCGUCAUGGAUGGAAACGGUGCUCUGUUCGGUACCCUGAGCGGCAACACCAGAGAAAUUCUGCAGAAGUUGAGCGUUGAUCUGCCCAAAAAGCACGGCCGUGGUGGUCAAUCAGCGUUGCGUUUCGCUCGUCUUCGUGAGGAGAAGCGCCACAACUACGUACGCAAGAUUGCUGAGUUGGCUGUUCAGAACUACAUCACCAACGACAAGGUCAAUGUUGCAGGAUUGAUCUUGGCCGGUUCUGCCGAUUUCAAGAACGACCUGAACCAGUCCGAUAUGUUCGACCAGAGAUUGCAGGCUAAGGUUAUCAAGGUUGUUGACGUGUCUUAUGGUGGCGAGAAUGGUUUUAACCAGGCUAUCGAACUGGCAUCUGAGACCUUGAGCAACGUCAAAUUCGUUCAGGAGAAGAAGCUUAUCGGAAAGUACUUCGAAGAAAUCAGUCAGGAUACUGGAAAGGUCUGUUAUGGCAUUGACGAUACAUUGAAGGCUUUGGAGCUUGGUGCGGCCGAGACACUGAUCGUCUAUGAGAACCUUGAUGUCACUCGCUACGUUCUCAAGAGCUCCAGCGGUUCGGACGUCGUCAUCCACACUACCAAGUCACAGGAAGAGAAUCGGGAACUCUUCAUGGACAAGGAGACAGGCGCUGAGAUGGAAGUUAACGAGCAGCAGUCGUUCCUUGAGUGGCUUGCUGAAAGCUACAAGGACUUUGGAGCAACCCUGGAGUUCGUUUCCGACAAGUCCAGUGAAGGAAACCAGUUUGUCAAGGGUUUCGGUGGUAUCGGAGCCAUCCUUCGGUACAAGGUCAACUUCGAACAGCUUGCUGACUACGAUGACGAGGAUGAAUUCUACGACGAGAGCGAGGAUGAACGGCCAGAAGUUUCCGGUUCGGACCUUCUGACGGCUCGCCCCGUGAUUCGUGAUGGCGGCUCUCCCGGCAACAUGGCCGCAAUGGUACACACCGUGCCGUUGCCCAGUCAAUAUCCUAUGAAGCUGCCUAGAAGGCCAUCCAAGCUCCGUAACAUGUUCACUGAGGUUAUGUAGACAGUCUAGGGUGGCACUAGGUUUUAUACUUCAGUUCGAAAAGAUGAUAGAUCUGUUAUGUCGAACCUAUAACUCACCAAGGGCUGUCGAUCGUAUAACACUUGGGCUAGCGCGUUUAGACUGUUUGUUCCAGUGCCUGUCAGCACUGGAUCUCUUCGUUGUGUUUUUCUUUUGUUGCUUCUGAGUGCGCUUCUUAUAAGGGAAGCAAGCCAACACUGGCUUCCUCUUCAUGUUAUCUACAGGUCCUGUAGAUGCCUGUAAAUCUGGUAGCGCAUGACACACGAGGCCUACACGGCAAUUGAAUUGCUUCAUAGAACCUAUUUCCUUAUUUUCCUUAUUUGGGUAUCGAUUUGAUCUGUCUAUAUGAAAUUUGCAGGCUACAAGCACUUGUGAUGAACCUCUUGCACUUCCUCAUCAGUACCGACACUUAGACAUAUACGAGCUGAUCCGCCCAUGU